AUGUCGGCCAAAUCCCAAAUCCGACGUCUCUCUUCCCUCUUUGUACCGCCCAAUGGUGGGCCUUGCGAUAAUACUGCUCCUUCUGCCUCUUCCUCUCGUCUUGGCUUCCUCUCCAAGGCCAUCCCCCCUGCACUCUCAGGCUCAGCUUCGCUCUCUUCCCUUCGAGAGCCUCCCAGCCCAAUUCACUCCUUCUAUGGAAACAUCGUCGACCAGCGUCCUCCGCGUGGACGCAAACGUAGCAAGCAAGACAUUCGCUCCUACGACGAUGCAAAGUUCCAAGACGAAAUGGAUCUACCUCGAUCCGGCGCAAACGGCAUCCGAGUCUGGUACCAAUCUUACACCACCAUCGACUGGAUUCACGAUGCCAUCAAGGAGAGCUCCCGUUUGCGUCGUAUUCGCAAUCUCAACGGCGUUCGCGGCUUUGCCGUCAACAUGUGGGAUCGCUUGCAAGGUUGGCUCAUUGUCACCAUCACCGGUAUCAUCACUGCUCUAAUUGCUGGAUGCAUCGUCAAGUCCGAAGCCGUACUCUUCGAUCUCAAAGAUGGUUAUUGUGCAAGGCACUUGAGCCUCGCAAAGCGUUUUUGCUGUCCAUAUGGCGGCGCGCCAGACUGGGAUCAUCCUUCUGUGGCCAAUUCUUCCUGGUCUUACCGCACCCCCUUCAUGCCCGCUGCCACUGCCUCUUCCUCUCCAGCCGAUGCGAUUCAGCCCUUGCUGUCCGGUGUUGCUGUUGGCAACCGCAUCCUUACUGGCUGGUCAGCACCCGUCGCUGGCAGUCCAGCUUGGUACAAGUAUGCUGCUUCUGCCGCCAACGCUACCAACACUACCCUGCUCGCCAUGCUAUCGCCCCUCGAUCCCGAGACUGAAGACUGUCCCGGCUGGAUCACCUGGGCUCAAAAGUUUGCCUCGCAUAACAACAAGAAUUCGUUGGCCGGCUACUCGAUGUACUUCAUCGUUGCCGUCAUUUGGGCUUCCAUUGCAAGCAUCCUCACCAUUUACCUCACCUCGAGCGAACUCUAUCUCAAGGAUAGCGAGUUAGCUUCCCCUACCUUGUCCAUCAUCAACCAGAAGCCCUCCACGUCGGCCCAGGAUGACGAGGUCACUGCUAACCAGCCCGACGAGUCCACUCCCCUGCUCGGUCAGCAGCGCAACGGCCAAGCGCCCCAGUCCCAACCUUCCGCCGCAGAAUCCAAUGGAAGGGCCGAUCGCGUCACCUCUCACAAUUUUGCCCGCAUCGCCAACGAACAACGUGCAGAGAAGGCCAUCCUGCCCCGAAAAGUGCUUUACUUUGCUACCGGAUCAGGUAUCUCGGAAGUCAAGUGUAUCUUGAGCGGUUUCGUCAUCCACGGCUACCUCGGUUUCUGGACCCUCUUCACCAAGUCCGUCGGUCUCACUCUUUCCGUCGCAUCAGGUCUCUCGCUCGGCAAGGAAGGUCCCUUUGUGCACAUUGCUUCCUGCGUUGGCAAUAUCGUCUGUCGUGCUUUUCCCAAGUAUGAGAACAACGAAGGCAAGCGUCGCGAGAUGCUCUCGUGUGCUUGUGCUGCUGGUGUUGCUGUCGCUUUCGGUGCUCCCGUCGGUGGCGUGCUCUUCUCGCUCGAGGAAGUCAGCUACUACUUCCCAAGCAAGGUCAUGUUCCGUUCCUUCUUCUGCGCCAUGGUUGCUGCUGCUACCCUUCGCGCCAUCGAUCCAUUCGGCACCGGCAAGAUCGUCCUCUUCCAGGUGACCUAUGACAAGGACUGGCACUUCUACGAGAUGCUCUUCUUCAUCCUCAUUGGUAUCUUUGGUGGACUCUACGGUGCUUACUUUACCAAGCUCAACAUGUUUUGGGCCAAGAAUGUCCGCGCAAAGUCCUGGAUGGCUCAUCACCCUGUCUUUGAGGUCCUCCUCAUUACCCUUGUCUCGGCUGCAUUCUCCUUCUACAACGGCUACACUCGCAUGGGCGGUGUCGAGCUCAUUGCCGAUCUCUUCAGCGAAUGUCACGAGCACGAGUCGCUCGAGGGGCUGUGCGUAUCGCAGCCUUCGCAGAUCGGACCUCUAGUUCUGGCUAUCUUGUGUGCAAUGGUCAUCAAGGGCCUGCUGACCAUUAUCACCUUCGGUAUCAAGCUGCCUGCUGGUAUCUUCAUCCCCACAUUGGCUGUUGGUGCCUGCUUCGGUCGCAUCGUCGGCUUGCUGGUCCAGUACGCUCAGUGGACUCACCCUGAGCUGCGCUUCUUCAGCUGGUGUCCUGCCUCUGAUUCGGCCUGCAUCGUUCCUGGUGUAUAUGCAAUGGUCGGCGCCGCCGCUGCCUUGUCUGGUGUCACCCGUACCACCGUCUCGCUAGCUGUCAUCAUGUUCGAGCUCACAGGAACACUGACCUACUCGGUGCCCGUCAUGCUUUCCAUUCUGGUCGCCAAGACCAUCGCUGACGCACUCGAGCAUAAGGGCAUCUACGACCUCGUCAUUGACUUCUCCGGUCUGCCAUACCUCGACAGCAAGACCGAGUACAUCUGGAACGGCGUCAAUGUUACUGAUGCUAUGGAGACCCAAGUUGAGGUAAUCUGCUUGGAUGCAUACAACACGAUCCAAUCGCUCGGCGAAAAGCUCGAUCGAUUGGCACGUGGGUCGGGAUACACAGAUGGAGGUUUCCCCAUCGUUUCUCGUGUCACACCCUCGCCCUCUUCCGCUCAGCCUGGUUCGCCUCCACUCUCAGCAAGCAUAGGAUCCAUGGCUGACCUCAUCCAGCAAGCUCCAAGCCGUGGCUCCGGCUCGGGCUCCGACUCUUACCAGAUGGUCGGCUACAUCGCAGCAAGCGAACUCGAGCAUGCACUUGCACGCGCUGUGCGUGCAGACACCGACAUGCGACCUGAGACGGCGCGUUGCUCGUUCAAGAACCUUGCCUUCGUGCGCGCCGAACAGGAAGGCGAGGCUGGUGUCCGCGACUCUGUCCUCUUCACCGCUUCAGACCCACUUGACCUGAGCAGGUACGUCGACAAGGCGCCCAUCACCGUGCAAGUCCAUUCUCCGCUCGAGUUGGUCCAUCAAUACUUCACAAGACUGGGUGUCAGGUAUCUGAUUGUAGUGGACGAGAAAGGGUUGUACAGGGGUGUCAUUUUCAAGAAGAGCUAUUUGAAGUUCUUGGCCGAUAUGGAGGAGCAGGCUGAGCACUAG
Ustilago hordei is the source of this 3144-nucleotide messenger RNA. RefSeq lists its product as uncharacterized. Gene Ontology annotation, cellular component: early endosome; Golgi apparatus; membrane. Bases 1 to 3144 code for a protein of 1047 amino acids. Gene Ontology annotation, molecular function: voltage-gated chloride channel activity. Lineage: Eukaryota; Fungi; Basidiomycota; Ustilaginomycetes; Ustilaginales; Ustilaginaceae. Gene Ontology annotation, biological process: transmembrane transport; chloride transport. The record is from RefSeq and is a predicted model, not a curated record. The transcript has a single exon.